Messenger RNA from Cladophialophora yegresii CBS 114405, 1884 nucleotides. RefSeq lists its product as uncharacterized. The transcript has a single exon. Gene Ontology annotation, molecular function: nucleic acid binding; exonuclease activity. The coding region runs from base 1 to 1884 and encodes 627 amino acids. Lineage: Eukaryota; Fungi; Ascomycota; Eurotiomycetes; Chaetothyriales; Herpotrichiellaceae. Gene Ontology annotation, cellular component: nucleus. The record is from RefSeq and is a predicted model, not a curated record.
AUGUUCUCCUCCUUGGGACGCUUUCGUGCAACUCCUUGUCCUCGACAGCAUGAUUGCGACCUUCCUAUUUGCAUCUUCUCACACAGCCUUCAAGCCCGUACUUCCGAUGCAGGCGAGACGCUCGUGGUGGCGCAAGAAUAUGACCCUCUCAGUGCUGGAGAUGUGUCGCCCCCACCUUCGAAGCGGAGGCGGCUGGGAUCCCCUCCGAGAGAUGUACAGCGUGUAGAUGUCGUGAAAGCGAAGAGCCGCCGUCUUGGACCUCCCGCAUCAUUAGCGCCCGAAAGACAAUCACCCCCAACGGUAAAGCCGACGGCCAUUUCUACAGAGCAUGAGGGAACUUUGAAGGGAGGUCCCCGUACCGCGUCCCAAACAUCCGCCGACCAAAAAAUAGCUUCCUUGACCAGAACAGUCUCCCCACCACCGUCGAAGAGGACGGAAGAGGUAUCACAACCAACUAAGAAGAAGAACCCGCCAAACCUGGAGACACUGACACCGCGCAACGUGAUCAAGGCACCAGCCCAGCUCAAAACCAGGUUGACGGUACUACAGAAACUGCACGAGCAAAUGAAAGCCCAGAACAGCAAGCUUGCCAGCUCGGACGCCAAAUGGAAACCGCUCGUUCUGGAUGAGCAGGAGUUGAUCACGUUCGCGCUCGACGAGGAAGAAGCAGCCACGAAACUGGAAGGCGACAUCUACAGAAAUGCCGUUUCCCAGACCAUUAUGAGAAUCAAGAAGAUGACCACUGAAGAAUGGGUCAAGAGAAUUCUCGAAUGGACAGGUCCCGCCAAGGUGCAACAGAAGGCAGCGGCCAACCCUAGCGCCGACUUGACUUCGAUAGGCCUUUCUUCCUCGAAUCAGCAGAUCGCCGUGCUCAGGCAUCUGCGGACACCCUUGGAGGGCCUGGAAAAGUAUGGAUAUGUCACCACGCAGCCCUCUGCCAUGGAGAUUGCCACGGCCAGGGCAGGCGUCGCAGCAGCCAAAGGAUACGAAACAUGCGACAGAUGCGGUACCCGGUUCCAGGUCUUCCCCGGGCGCGAUGACAGCGGACGCUUGACCAGCGGAGGAAAAUGUCGGUACCACUGGGCCCGAGCAAACCGUCAAGGUCGAUCAGAGGGAACCCACCCGUGCUGCAACAAGCCCGAAGGCAGUGAAGGCUGCUCGGAAGGCGAGACGCACGUGUUCGGGGUCAAAGACCCCAAGCGCCUUGCCAGUAUCCUGCAGUUUGAACACACACCCGCCAAACCCGGCGUUCGACCGUUGCACCCAGUAUCCUUCGACUGUGAGAUGGGCUACACGACGCUGGGGAUGGAAGUCAUUCGCGUGACCGCAGUUUCGUGGCCAGACGGAAGACUCCUCCUCGACGUCUUUGUACGCACGUACGGCGAGCUUCUCGAUCUGAACACCCGCUUCUCCGGCGUGACCAAGGAGACAUAUGUGUCGGCGAAGACCUACGACACACCCUUCGUCGAAGGAGGUGAGCUCCGUAAAGUGGACUCCCCAGCUUCGGCUCGACAGCUGCUUCUUGACCUCAUCAGCUCCGAGACACCCCUGAUUGGGCACGCGAUCGAGAACGACCUCAACGUCCUGCGCAUCAUACACCCCUUUGUGAUCGAUACGGUGCUGCUUUACCCGCACCCGCGCGGUCUGCCCGUCCGGUUCGGCCUGAAGAUUCUCAGCCAGAAGUAUCUCUCGCGCGGGAUCCAGACGGCAGGCGAGGCGGGCCAUGAUUCCAAGGAAGACGCAGUGGCGACCGGCGAUCUCGUGACCAAGAAGGUCGCAGACCAGUGGAAGUUGAUGCAGCUCCAGGGUUGGCGGUUUGUCGAAGGGAUCCUGACGAGCGCAGAUGAAGUGGCCAGCUUUGAUGGAGGUCAUUCGAUGCUCUGA